AUGCGACAUUACCGCAGAAGCUUAGCCUGCCGCGCGGCGGUGGCAACGGCGGUGGCGGCGGCGGCGGCGGCGGCGGCAGCGGAGGCGGCGGGGGCGAACUCCCCGCGGCUCCGCUGUGGCGCGCGGCGCGCCUCCACACGCUCUCCCGCCAGAGCUGCGUCCACAGAGUCGCCGUCCUGCCCAUGUAGCGUCUCCACGCUCGGUGGCAGUCAGCCGGCCACAGGCGUCGACGUCAUUGGCACGUCGCAGAGGUGCGGCUCGGCGGCCGCGCUAGGCGGGCGCCGCCCACCUGCCUCCUCUUGGCAGCGGCGCCGGCUGCGAGCAUCGACCGCCCCUGCGGUCGGCCGGGCGGCGCUCUUAAUUAGGAUUCUUCUGGCGGCCGCGGGACAGCGCGCUCUCUCAAAUGCGCGGCGGCGGCGGCUGCGGCGGCGGCAGUGGCGGUGGCCCGCGUACCGCUAUAAUGGAUCAGCCGAGAAUUACCACCGGCAGAUGGGGCGCGCACGGGCGAUGUGUGUGAGCAGAGCGCCCAGAGACACAGAGCAAACACGGGCUCGCUGCGGAGUAAAACACCGUGAAAAUUUAAUAUCGCCGCUGGGGGUGGAGGCGGGGGCGGGAGCGGGGGCUGGACGGCGCCUGUCGUCCGGCGCUGAUAACUUUGCGGGUCCGCCGCCGCCGCCGUCGCACGCGGCGCUAGGCACGGCCGCGGCGUCGCGUGUCGCCGCCCUCAUUACGUGUCCUACCGCCCCCGCCGCCGCCGCCGCCGCCGCCAGCCCCUCUAAUUGA
Molecule: messenger RNA, 783 nt
Organism: Schistocerca nitens (vagrant locust)
Lineage: Eukaryota; Metazoa; Arthropoda; Insecta; Orthoptera; Acrididae
Exons: 4
Coding region: 1-783 (260 amino acids)
Source: RefSeq, a predicted model, not a curated record